GUAGUAGCCUAGGUAGGGCGCUCUCUAGGUAUUGGUCACCGCCCGCAUCGCUCUGCUAUAGUAAGUGCGUGCGCUGCUGCUACAGUCUUCCGACGCUCCAUUUCAGUGAGAAACACAGGAAACUUGCCUAAAAACACACAGGAUCCACACUUAAACGUUAGCUUUGGCAGACGAGACCUGGCUUGUUGUUCCUCGUCGGUCUUUUAACGGACUACCGCCGAGCGCUGAGGGGAAAUCCGACCGAAGAUGGGCGCGAAGUCGCGGCUCGCACACUGAAGUUGAAGGGUGUUAUUCCCGGUGGAAGUGAAAGAGAAGCGGCAGCUUGAUUCCUGACGGGGCUGAUAGUGAGCUCCAGCGUCGCUCAUCCUCUGAGGUGGAGCUAAGAUGAGCAUUACCAGUGAUGAAGUCAACUUUCUGGUCUACAGAUAUCUGCAGGAGUCAGGUUUCUCUCACUCGGCGUUCACGUUUGGCAUCGAGAGCCACAUCAGUCAGUCGAACAUCAACGGGACUCUGGUGCCUCCCGCGGCCCUCAUCUCCAUCCUGCAGAAAGGCCUUCAGUACGUGGAGGCCGAGAUCAGCAUCAACGAGGUGAACAUCUUCAUCUUCAUCAUCAUCAACCAUCCCAGUGAUUCUAGUCAAGUCCUUCAACUCUUUGAUUUAUCUGCAUCUGUGCAUAAGUAACGUUCACAUGCUGUGAGUCAAAAAAAAAAAAAUAAUAAAAAAAAAUCAAAAAUUAAA
Messenger RNA from Sinocyclocheilus anshuiensis, 738 nucleotides. Its product is annotated as transducin beta like 1 X-linked. Gene Ontology annotation, biological process: regulation of transcription by RNA polymerase II. The coding region runs from base 385 to 681 and encodes 98 amino acids. The transcript has 3 exons. NCBI's taxonomy places the organism in Eukaryota, Metazoa, Chordata, Actinopteri, Cypriniformes, Cyprinidae. Gene Ontology annotation, molecular function: protein binding; transcription corepressor activity. The record is from RefSeq and is a predicted model, not a curated record. Gene Ontology annotation, cellular component: histone deacetylase complex.